UGCGCCCUAAGCACACUGAAUAAAUCUCUUAGCAAUGGCUCUAAUGCUUCUCUCCAUAUCGAGCGCCACGAGCUCUCGCGCUUUCUUUUUCUUGGUCUCCAGACCUUGAUCCCAAGCCUCCAGAUAAAUCAGGGCUUAAAGCUUGGAUUUUUUGUAGAUUUUUUUGGGGUUUUUAGAUUCAAUUUCAUUGCUUUGAUUUGUGAACAUCUAAUGGGGAAGAAGCUGAAGUCCAAGGCUGGCCGGAACGCACGGAAAACGCCGGCACGGGCGCCGUCUGAUUCCGGUGAUCGGAGCGUCGGUGUUACCGAUGGGGCGGCGAAGCCUGAAGAGGGUUGCAAUCAUUACAGCAAGGAUCGUUCCUAUUUGAAUCGGAUUCUGUUGGCAAUCCAAUCUUCUCUGAAUGUGGCGGCGGCGUGUGAGCAUUGCCGGGAGGAGCCGGUGACGAAGAGAGGGAACAAAGAGAAGGGAAACAAGAACAAGAAGAAAGGAGGAGCUAAGGAUGGUGAUGCGAAAUCGGAGUCGAAUUUCAUCUGGGUUUGUUUGGAUUGCAAUCGGUACUUUUGUGGAGGUGCAGUGAAUGUCUCGGUGCCGUAUGGCCAUGUGAGGAGGCAUGCUAAGCAAGAUCACCAUCCGUGGGUGGUGAGGCUUGAUGAUCCUUUGGUAUCUUGGUGUUUCAUGUGUAAUUCUUCAGUGCAGAUAGAGUCACCGGAGGUUUUGAAUGCGGAGGUAGCAAAGUCUGAUGUUGAAGAAUGCUCUGCUAGUAAUUCAGGGCCAAUGGAGAAUAGUGAGGAGAAGGGGUUUGCCAUUAGAGGGUUGGUGAACCUUGGCAAUACUUGCUUCUUUAAUUCAGUAAUGCAGAACAUUUUUGCUUUGAAUGUGUUGCGGGACUAUUUUGUAAGCUUAGGUAGGCCUUUCGGGCCACUUUCAACUGUGUUGAAAAAGCUGUUUUGGGAAACAAGCAUGGCUGCAGACUCAAGAAGUGUUUUGAAUCCAAAAGCUCUUUUCGGGUGCAUAUGUACAAAGGCUCCUCAGUUUAGAGGGUACCAACAGCAGGAUAGUCAUGAGUUGCUUCGGUAUUUGCUUGAUGGGUUGCACAUGGAAGAGGUGAGUGAGAAGAAGUUGGCUGAUGCUUCUGAUGAGAAGGAUAAGGGCAAUUCAUCCUCAGAGGCAAGUUUUGUGGAUGCCAUUUUUGGAGGCCUGCUAUCUAGCACUGUCUCGUGUGUGGACUGCGGGCAUACUUCGACUGUGCAUGAACCAUUUCUUGAUCUUUCAUUGCCAGUACCUUCUAAAAAGUCUCCACCUAAAAAGGUUCCUCUCCCUAAUAAUAAGAAUAAACUACCUCUGAGAGAAGGGAACAAGAGCCGGAGAUUUCGAGAAAAGGCACCUACUGUGAGUGAACAGCCUAAGGCAGAAAAUUUGAGUUCUUCGGAGUGCAGUGUGUCUGGUGCUCCCUGCACCACACCAAGAACCAGAAGUCACAUAUGGCGGGGAAUCUGAUUUGCAUGGAUGGACUAUCUUGAACCUAAUUUGACAACAGAUGCUGCUGAUUCUGUUUGUGAGGAGGGUGAAAUUUAUGUGGCUCAAUGUUCUGAUGGUGUGAACAUGAGGCAGAAGGAGGUUCUUGCAGAAUGUUCAGAUUCUGCGACUGAAAUGUGCUCUGAAGAGGUAAUGGUACCUUCAGAGUCUUGCGCGGACAGUUCCCUUGCAGUUGAAACCCUGCCUUCAUUUCAACAAAAUCCUGGUGUUAUAUUACUUCCUUAUAAGGAGAUUGAAGCAACCGCUGAGGAAACAAACAGAGAGGCAUCAUGCUCUCUGAAGCCUGAAAAUUUCAAUUGUGUUGAUAAUCUGGCCAAAGAGACAAGUAUCCAGAGUACUUCUGUUGCUGGAUGUGAGCAAACAGAAGAGGUUUUUGAUGGCCUUGGAGACUUGUUUAAUGAGCCAGAAGUUACAUCUGAUAUCAGGACAGAAACUGGUAUGGAUGAGGAUGUGGAGAUGACUUUCGGAACUGGUAAUAGCACUGAGUCUAAUCAGGAUGAGAUUGACAAUAGUGACUCCCCGGUAUCAGUUAUCAGUUGCUUGGCCUUAUUCACUAAGCCGGAGAUUUUGUCUGAUGAACAUGCAUGGCAUUGCGAGCAUUGUUCUGAGAGCUUGCAAGGGCAGAAGGUGGUGCGUAAUAAUUGUAAACGGCGUGCUGUUGCAAGUCUUGCAGAACCAUCAAAGUCGCAAGUGAAUAGGGCUCAAGUUAGCAAUAAAAGGACUUCAUCUAGUGGAGAGGCAAACUGUUUGGAUCCCGCUGAGCGCCAUGCUCUAGAUAAUGGCAAGGUGACAUCCACAUCUGAAGAUGCAGUUUCACAUCAUGAAAGACUUGAACCAAAUAUAAAUGUAAAUAUUACUACAGAACCACAUUACUUGGUUGCAGGUUCAGACAGUUUGACAUGCAAAUUUGUUAAAGCUGAGAAUGAGAAGAGUUUGGUGUUAUUAGACCCAGCCUCUGAUGAUCAGGCUCAGUGUCCUGAUGUUACCAUGAACGAUGAAGGCUUGAACAAGUUAGGUCAUGUUUCUAACUAUACAUCACAUGCAUUUGCUCAUGAGAAAGUUACCUUAUAUUCAGGCUACCAUGAAAAUGGUUCUUGUAGCAUAAAUGAUUCAAAUUGUGUUAAAUGUGAUGGACAUGAUAAUGCAACUGUCUCUAGCAGCUCACCUGAGCACACACAAACUGCCACGCAAAGCGCCUGUGAGAAUGACCACUUUGGUGAAGUCGACCAAAUGGCAAAGAAAUGUGCACAGUCAAUGGUUGAAAAGUGUUCAGAGGAUGGAAGCAGAGAUGAUGAUGUGAAGCAUGAAAGUAAAAAGGUGAAAAGAGAUGCAACAAAAAGGUUCAUGAUCCAUAGGUGCCCUCAGAUUUUAACAAUUCAUCUAAAACGGUUCAGCCAAGAUGCUCGUGGUCGAUUGAGUAAAUUGAGAGGUCAUAUUCCAUUUCAAGAGACACUUGAUUUGAAACCAUAUAUGGACCCCAGGAGUGAUAAGACUGAGAAGUGUUCCUAUCGCCUUGUCGGAGUUGUGGAGCAUUCCGGUGGUAUGUCAGGAGGCCAUUAUGUUGCUUAUGUGAGAGGGGAGCGAAGCAAGGGUAAGGAUCUGAAAAGCUCUGGCCCUGCAUGGCACUAUGCAAGCGAUGCUUAUAUCCGUGGGGUUUCUUUGAAUGAAGUUCUUCAAAGUGAUGCCUAUAUCCUAUUCUACGAAAGAGUGGAGAACUGAAACAAGAGUUUGGCCCAUUUUUUGAACAAUCAAGAAGAAUGGCAGAUCGUCUCAAAAUACACAGCAGAUCGUCAAGAAUGAAAAAAGAUCAGAUGAUACUCACACUGAUACGGUCGGGGUCAUCAUCUUUUCGACACCUGAAUGCAGGUAUAAGCUGUGUCAAAGAUUUGUAUCAUCACAUUAACAGUAAUUAGCUUCUCAAUUUAUCGAUGCGAAUUCUCUGUUAUUGCCGGAGGAUGACAUUCACUUGCCCUCAGGAUGAAAUGGUUUUUGUUCAGGUGAGAUAGCCUUGUUCAUCAAAGGGGGUAGAAUUGGUGGUAUUUUGGUUAUAAGUGAUCACCUUUAGGAACUUCACUGCAAACAAAGACACACAUAUAUAAGACUUCAUCUGUGGAUUGCCAUCCCUUAUUGAUUACUUCUUUAUUUUUCUUUUUUUUUUUUUCUUUUUUCUUUUUUGAUGAGAAAAGAUUGCAACUCUUUGGCUUCACAAAAUUUCAAUUAUAUUUAUAUUGUAUCUUAUUCAUGUUA
Molecule: messenger RNA, 3783 nt
Organism: Dioscorea cayenensis subsp. rotundata (Guinea yam)
Lineage: Eukaryota; Viridiplantae; Streptophyta; Magnoliopsida; Dioscoreales; Dioscoreaceae
Product: ubiquitin carboxyl-terminal hydrolase 2-like
Biological process (GO): protein deubiquitination
Cellular component (GO): cytosol; nucleus
Molecular function (GO): cysteine-type deubiquitinase activity; cysteine-type endopeptidase activity; zinc ion binding
Source: RefSeq, a predicted model, not a curated record